CUCUUUGCCGCGGGGUCCCCUGCCCGGUGGGACCCUUUGUCCCGCGGGGUCCCCUGCCCGGUGGGCCGGGCUGGGAGCAGCAUGGGCAGCCUCCAGCUGCAGGAGUUCGCGGCGGGCUUGGUGGGCGGAACUGCCAGUGUGGUUGUGGGACACCCCCUGGACACAAUUAAGACUCGUUUGCAAGCUGGGCAAGGAUAUGGAAAUACACUCAACUGUUUUCUCACUGUGUACAGAAAUGAGUCUGUGGCUGGUUUUUUCAAAGGAAUGUCCUUCCCACUGGCCAGCUCUGCCAUCUACAGCUCCGUGGUGUUUGGGAUCUUCAGCAACACACAACAGCUCCUCAGCCAGCUCCGCCACGGGGACCCAGCUCACAGCCCGGCAUUGCCUGAUGUGGCUCUGGCCAGUGUGGUGGCAGGGUUCAUCUCCGUGGGCAUUGGCACUCCUGUGGAACUGGUAAAGAUAAGGCUACAGAUGCAAACACAGCCCUACAUCAAAGCAAACACUAAACAGAAGCCCUCGGUUUCUGGAUUUCCUGUGUACCGAGGCCCAUUUCACUGCUUCAGGACAGUCCUACAGAAGGAGGGGAUAGCAGGAAUGUAUCGAGGCACAGGAGCGACGUUUCUGAGGGACAUUCCUGGGUACUGCCUGUAUUUCAUCCCUUACAAGUUCUUCUGUGGAUGGAUUACCCCUGACGGAUGCCAUUCCCCCAAUGCCUUCUCCAUCUGGCUGGCAGGGGGUGUAGCAGGAGCCAUUUCCUGGGUGAUAGCUACUCCAAUGGAUGUGGUGAAAAGUCGACUUCAGGCAGAUGGGGUUUAUUUAAACAAGUACAAAGGGACCCUGGACUGCAUCUCGCAAAGCUACCAGAACGAGGGCUUAAAAUGUUGCCCAGAGGACCUGAAAGUCUCCUACUUUCCUGAGCCACAUCAGCAGAGUGGUGUUGGUGGGGGCUGAGUUGCUCUGACCGAAGACUCCUGUCCUGCACCCACAGCAUCUGCUUUCUCUUCUGGCGUGACCUCAGUCCCUGGAGGACUCUGAAAACUGCACCAGAUCAGUCAAUCCAGAGACCAUUUAUUAUUUCACUCUGUUGUCUAAGAGCACCUUAAUAAUCCCCCACAUUAGUGUUUGACUUUUUGACCAAUGACAUUUUUUGCAUUAAGCCAAGAGAACAACUCCCUCUGCUUACCCACAGGAGUAUGAUUGGUGUGCAGGUGCUUUUCAUGUAGGAAGGUUUGGAUUCCCACCAGAUGCUUGCCUGAUUGCAGGAUGAAAGAAUUGGAUGGCUCCACCCACAGGAAUGGAUACUCAUGUUCUACAGCACAGACCUCUCCAUUUUGCUGCCAUUUGGACAAGAGUACCAUGAAAAGAUGUGAAGGGCUUCAACGACUUCAGUUGAUUAUCCAAUGUGUGAAUUAAAUUUGGAAAUAGGAGGAUGUUAAACUCUGAGAUGAAGCUGCUCUUUUUCUUCAGAAAACAAUAAAGCAAGUCCUGGAUUGGGCCAGGAUAGAACCUACAUUUCAAAGAAAGGGCUGCCAAUUAAUUUAUCUAACUCUCCCUGUGUAGCCUUCCACAGGGAUGGAUCUUGUUGGACUUUCUGAUUUUCCUCACUUGACUGUCCAGCUUGCCAACUGCCAAAUCCUGCAGUCAUCACUUUGAAGCCUUGGAAAACCACCACCAAAGGAAAUCUCUUAAAGGGAUGCAGAGUUUAUCCAAAACUAUUCUCUAAAAUAUAUGGGCCAUCUUCAUACCUCCAGCUGCAAUCCCACUGAGCCGACGGGGGCAGACCCAGGUCUCUCUUUGGUCUACUUCAGCCUUUCAGUUAUUCCAAGAUCUUUUUAAUAAUUGUCGUUAUUAUUCCUGUUAAUGCUGUGAAAUGUCUUCGUGCUUUGUUUUCUAAGCAUGGAGCUUCUGAUGCCAAAAUCCAAAAAGAACCAGGUUGCUGUCUGAGAGGACUCUGCUGGCACUGGCAGAGGAGGCUGAGGGGUAACUUCCUUGCACACAGAGGGACAUAGGGGGACAGUCUGAGACAACACUGUCCUCUGGGAAAUGUACAGUUCCUCCUCUCUUCAUCUGUCUAGCUUUCCUCUAGAUAAAGGUGGAGAAAGAAAUAGAAACUCUUAAGUUCUCUUCCAUGGAUGAAUGACUUAUGUGACAAGACGUGAAAACCUCAGAAAUGGGGUCCCCAACCUUGGACUCCUCUUUGCUCACAUCUGAAUUAGAAAUGGAAGAGUGACUUUCCCCCAGAACCAGCCUUAAAAAGAGGGAGAAAGAGCUGGUGUUGCUUCAUCUCAGGACUUGCAGGCAAGGAGGAUCAUGGUGCCUUUGAGCUUGGCAAGAAGACAGGGAACUGGUUUUGAUAAACAGUGUGGAUUAAAUUGAUGAGCCUUCACACAAGCACUUGUUGCUGGCAGCAUUUAAGGAUUUAGACUUCCCAUGUUGCCUGUUUUAAUGCAUAGAGGUAAAAUGUGCUCUCUAGAUGUAUAAUGCCUUAUGUCUCCAGGGAUAAUACUUGGGGAGACUAUUUCUUCCAUGCAAAUAAAUGGUGUUGCUUGUCUGCC
Calypte anna (Anna's hummingbird) is the source of this 2555-nucleotide messenger RNA. It is a transcript of the gene SLC25A48, whose product is annotated as solute carrier family 25 member 48. The record is from RefSeq and is a predicted model, not a curated record. Gene Ontology annotation, cellular component: mitochondrion. Gene Ontology annotation, molecular function: transmembrane transporter activity. The transcript has 7 exons. Gene Ontology annotation, biological process: transmembrane transport. NCBI's taxonomy places the organism in Eukaryota, Metazoa, Chordata, Aves, Apodiformes, Trochilidae. Bases 82 to 951 code for a protein of 289 amino acids.